AAAACAGUUGGUGAUCAUGGUCAUUGACUGCGGCAGUGCAUCUUUGACCCUGAGAGUACCACGUGUGUGAACUGUCGAGACAGCGACUAUGUCUGCGUGUACGAUGCCAAAGAUGGACGCAAAAGGUGAGAGCAAGAGAAGCCAUUGUUCAUCGCGAUGUUGACACAAUCUGCAGUCGCGCAUCUGCAAAGGCUGUCGAGACAAAGCUCAUGCGGCGUAUAAACGACCUCGAGCGACAACUGAAGGAAGCUCGGGCGACCGACCAAGACCUUCUACCUCAAAGCCAGGUGACACCAUCGAGCCAGCCACCGCCCUAUACAUCACCGGUUAGUGACGAUGAGAACAAAGAACCCGGACCAGUUGAUUCGCCGGACUUGGUUGUCACCAAGCUCAUGCCUUCUGCUAUCCGUUUUGACAUGGCCUCUGGCAGGGUGCGGUACUUUGGCUCGACAACGCACAUGAAUGUUCUCGCUCGCGCAAGCUCGAACCAUGAUAUUCCUGCUCGGCGAGAUACACACUGGCCAGUUGCUCUCCUCGUUCGCGAUCUGUCGUCUGAAACACACAACUACCUGAUGGAUCUGUUCUGGGAUCUACACAACUCUGUGGUCCAUUUGGUACAUGCUGAAACUUUCUCCCGCGACCAGGAGCAUGGAGGUGUCGAGUUCUACUCGACGUUUCUGCACCUGACAAUGUUGGCGACAGGAUUCCGGUAUGCAGACAAGACCAGAGGUGACAUCCGACGGCUGGCGUUGCCGGGGUACGCCACUUCCACAUUGCAUGAAAAGGCAAAAGCGCUCGCCAAGCUUGAGAUUGAGAAGCCAGGGGGCAUUCCAUCCAUUCAAGCCUUCCAGUUACUCGGAGGCUUGGAGUUCUGCUGCGGAGACGACGAUACCGGCUGGCUGUACACAGGCAUGUGUUUUCGCAUCAUCUUUGAUGCAGGUUUGCAUGUCGACCCAAGUCAACUAGGUCUGCCGGAGCGAGAUGUGCAGAUCCGACAUAUGGUCCUCUGGGCGUGCAUGGUCACAGAUAGGCUCUGGUCGUUGUACCUAGGGAGACCCACGACGAUCAAAACCACCGACGUUUCACCUGCCUGCCUGUCCUUCGAUUUUGGGCGGAUGAUUCUCUGUAGACCAUCUUGGCACGAGAAGAAACCAACCACAAGGGUAUAUGAGGCUCUGCUCCAGAUGAUGGAGACGAUCAGCCAGCUGUGUGAGUUGAGAGGGCCAAGAGCGCCCAAGUCGACGGAGACGUAUUUUAAAAUGGCGGCGAUCGAUCAGCAACUUCGCGAGUGGUGCACCGGUCUGCCACGACACCUUCAGUGGUCCCUCGAAACCCAGAAAUCGAUGCCGCCAUCGUAUUACCUUCUUCACACACAAUAUCACGCAGCCGUCAUAUUGCUGCAUCGACCGUUUGUGCGCUACAGUGAGAAGUCUGAAGCGAAUGUGGGCACUCAUUUCACCAGCCUGUCGCGUACCAGUUGCGUCGAGAGUGCUGAGCAUAUUGCCACCAUUUUCGAACAAUACCGCGCACGCUUCGACAUGGCUCAGGCGUAUGGCACGGCUGUGCAACAUGCUGGCACUGCCGUAACAGCGCUCAUGGGCGAGGUCAUACUUCAGACAGACAUGUCUCAGCGUGACAAGCUGAUUGAAAGGAUCACAUCGCUGCGGCUCGCCAUCAGCCUGAUGGCAAGGAACUACCAGCCUGCUGGGUACAUGACCAGCGUGGUGGACCAGUUCAUUCGAAGCAUGCAAAGCGCAGGCUUGGACAAGUCGGAAUUCAAGCGACGAGCAGAUGGCGAGGAUUCCGGACCUUCUGGUUUGGAUACGGCUGUAGGUGGGCUUGCUGGUAAUUCCCCAUCACAGCCUCAUCAUGACUUUGUGCCGUUAUCGCAGUGCCGGAACAGGAUGGGCGAGUCUUUCGCGUUCACGCCCACUUGUUCUGGAUCCCAGUCGCCUUCGGGGCUUCCAUUCUUGCCAUCGUCGUUCCUCGAGGGUCUGAUCAUGGAUGACACAAUGUUCUCGGGCUUGGCUGGUGUUGCAGACGUAAAUUUCCCUUGGGACUGUCCGCCCGAGCAUCAAUAGAAUGUGACUUCAAACAUGAGCCACUGACCAUGUGCACAAGUCACAAGUGAAAGUCUGUUAAACUUAGACGUGUUAAUAAUUG
This is a messenger RNA of Emericellopsis atlantica, 2163 nucleotides long. RefSeq names its product regulatory protein CefR. The record is from RefSeq and is a predicted model, not a curated record. The coding region runs from base 210 to 2081 and encodes 623 amino acids. The transcript has 3 exons. NCBI's taxonomy places the organism in Eukaryota, Fungi, Ascomycota, Sordariomycetes, Hypocreales, Bionectriaceae. Gene Ontology annotation, biological process: DNA-templated transcription. Gene Ontology annotation, molecular function: zinc ion binding; DNA binding.